Histoplasma capsulatum G186AR is the source of this 531-nucleotide messenger RNA. RefSeq lists its product as uncharacterized. Bases 1 to 531 code for a protein of 176 amino acids. Lineage: Eukaryota; Fungi; Ascomycota; Eurotiomycetes; Onygenales; Ajellomycetaceae. The record is from RefSeq and is a predicted model, not a curated record. The transcript is spliced from 3 exons.
AUGGGGCUCGGCGGCAACAGCAUCCACAACAGCAGCAAACAGAGAAGAAGAUGGGGUCAAGAGAUGGAUAACUCUAUGGUAACCAAAGAAGCUCGCAAGAAACUAUCACAGCACCGGGUCCAGGGCAGCUGGAAGGCAAUGUUGGCCAGUGAGGAGAUGGACAGCAGAAGAAUCAUCCCAAGAAAGGGUCAAGUGUACGAGAUGUCACGUGAAGGAUGGGCCGGCUUGUGGAUAAGCGAAAUUAGCCUAAAAGGGGGCAAAACAAAACCGAAACGGCUAUUUGAAGCUUCUGUUCAGAUCCUCCACCUCCCUUGCGUGCGCUCUGGGAAAAUUUCCCACUUUGUUCAAAAGAGAGUCGUAUUUUGUCGUCCGACAACAAUGCCGCCAGUGGUGCCUGCAAGUGGUGGGGGUGGCAUGCAUGCUCCCUCGACCUUUGACAAGUAUUUUUUAUGUCGAUUGGAAGCGUUAUCCGAACAGAAGGACACCCCAACUCCUACCAAGUGUGGGCUAGAGCUCGAGGAGCUCCCAUGA